This is a messenger RNA of Haplochromis burtoni (Burton's mouthbrooder), 1251 nucleotides long. RefSeq names its product thymidylate synthetase (gene tyms). NCBI's taxonomy places the organism in Eukaryota, Metazoa, Chordata, Actinopteri, Cichliformes, Cichlidae. The record is from RefSeq and is a predicted model, not a curated record. The transcript is spliced from 7 exons. Gene Ontology annotation, biological process: dTMP biosynthetic process. Bases 44 to 1021 code for a protein of 325 amino acids. Gene Ontology annotation, cellular component: mitochondrion; cytosol. Gene Ontology annotation, molecular function: thymidylate synthase activity.
UUGAUUCUGAGGCUGGAAACACUGAAAUAGUUUAUUUACAAAAAUGCCCGCAACUUCUGAAAUACACGCCGGGGAGCUGCCGAAGCAGGGCAGCUGUGAGAAAGAGGAAAAGCAGCGGCUGACGACGGCGGCCGAGAAGCAGAAAAACUCUGGAUUUUUCUGUGAUGAACAAGGAUAUCUGAGUCUGGUGGGGCACAUCUUGGAGAACGGCCGCUUAAAGGGGGACCGAACUAACACUGGAGUCCUGUCCCUGUUCGGCGCUCAAGUCAGAUACAGCCUGAGAGACCAGUUUCCCCUGUUGACAACAAAGAGAGUGUUCUGGAGAGGGAUCCUUGAGGAGCUGCUGUGGUUCAUCAGGGGAUCAACAAAUUCCAAGGAGCUGUCAGAAAAAGGAGUGAAAAUCUGGGAUGCCAACGGGUCUCGGGACUUUCUGGACAACCUUGGGUUCACUGACAGAGAAGAGGGUGACCUAGGACCUGUGUAUGGUUUCCAGUGGAGGCACUUUGGUGCAGAGUACACAGACAUGCAUGCAGAUUACACAGGACAAGGUGUUGACCAGCUGCAGAAAGUCAUUGACACCAUCAAAACGAAUCCAGAGGACCGGCGCAUCAUCAUGUGUGCCUGGAACCCCAAAGACCUCCCUAGGAUGGCGCUGCCCCCCUGCCACGCACUCUGCCAGUUCUACGUGUGCGACGGCGAGCUGUCGUGUCAGCUGUACCAGCGCUCAGCUGAUAUGGGAUUAGGGGUGCCUUUCAACAUCGCCAGCUAUUCACUUCUUACCUACAUGAUUGCACACAUUACAGGACUCAAGCCGGGCGACUUUGUUCACACCCUGGGAGAUGCUCAUGUUUACCUCAACCAUACUGAACCUCUCAAAGAGCAGCUUCAGCGAGAGAUCCGACCAUUCCCCAAACUGAGGAUCCUGAGAAAAGUGGAGAAAAUCGAUGAUUUCCGCACGGAGGACUUUGAGAUCUACGACUACAACCCACAUCCCACAAUCAAAAUGAAGAUGGCUGUGUAAACUCAAGUCACAACGUUGUUAUGAAUGAACAGUAUGCUCUCCACUGUAAUGUAUGCCUGCUUCACUCAUGCUAAAAGUUCAGUUUUUUUCUGUCUGAUUUGGGUGAACUCUCUUUUAAGCCUUAAGCACUUCAAAGUGUUUUUUUUCUCUCUCUUCAAGUUCUUUGUUUUGUGUUUUAAAUGAAUAAUUAUCUAAGUCUGUAAAUAAAGAUGUUAACUUUGUCAGCUUGA